CUAGAUUUUGUUGGAUUUGAUUUAUUUGUAAUGUAGUUAGAUAGAGGUGCCCUUUCCUGAACGCAUUACGUUAAGUGUUUGCAAAAACUUGAGAAAUCCCGCUUAAUGUAUUAAUUUGAGGCUCACAGUUUUAAUUAUCUUACCAUUUACAAUUGGAAGUGAGUUAUUGAUUUAGCCUCAAUACCAGAUUAGCUUGUGCAAACUAUUGCUGUUAGAACAGUUCUAAUAAGACAAGUAUUUUUUCUUAUACCACGAACACGAUACCACGAGCAUGUCAGGGAAAGACAUUAUAAGCAAAACCAUUGUUUUUUCAUGGAAUGGUCAAUUUUGGGCUAUUUUGCUCCCAGAACAUGACUUCUUUCUGGCUAGUUGAAGGAAAACAUCCAUGAUAGACAUUUAAAUGUUUAUUUUAUUAUACUUUAUAUAUUUGUAUCUGUAAAUGUCAAUUACAACACAAAUCUUAAAAAGCCGUCAAACAAAAUAUGACAAUGUUGGGUCGGGUUUUGUGGACCAAUUUGGUAGGAUCAACAUUAUUAAUAAACAGUGUUCUCUAAUUGCAUUGAGUAUGCAUUUCCAAUUUAAGCACUGGUUCAGUUUUGGUUCACUGAAUAUCAAGGUGAUGAUCAUUUGGCAAUUUAUCCAAAUUUCAAACUGCAAUCAUAUGAGUAACCUAACACAUGGCUCAUGAGCUGACAUGACUAAAAAUGAGACGCCUGAUAUCUUAUCCAUCUUAUUUCUCUCUUGCGCUCUCUCUCUCUGCUUUCUCAUAGGAUUUACAUGUAUAACUCUAAAAAACAUUGCAUUUUAUCAGUUGUAUGUUGCUAUUGUAACAUGCUUACAAUGCAAAUGGAUAGGCAGAUUGUAAGCAGCAACAGCAUGUUCAGAUUAGAUCUGUCUUUGAUCUUUCCUCACCACCUUAAACUUGCCACCAAUGCUGUGUAUACAAACAUGAGAAGGCAGUGCUAAGAAUAGCCACUACAUAAGCCACUUGUCACUAGCUGUGAAUGAAUGUACAACCCUCUGGUUCGUGUGUUGGUAUGCAUUAUUAAUAUGUCAUUCUAGAUACGUCUGUGGAACCUAGGAGAAGGAGCUUCUUCUGGAACUGGAGAAGAAGGCAGGCACCACCCCUCUUCUGAGGCAAUCUUACCAGUCCCUUUCUCAUUCAUCGACCCCAGGCCUAAAGCAGGUGAUCUGACAAGAUGUGGUAGUUUUAAGCACUCUGCUGAGAAAAGAACGCUUAACUGGUCAGUUAUAGCGCCUCUGCCAGAGGUUUCCUACAAAUAUAGCAGCACCGCGGUGUCCAGCAUUUCUUCCAGAGACACCUUGAGUCACACGUUACCACAUACGCUUUGAGCCAGUUUGCAGAAGAUUCAGAAUGUCUGAUUCCAGCAUUAUGGAGUUUAGCGGGACUCAUCAAGCCUUUCGAGACCGCUGGGCGAAGACAGAUGAUGAGAUGUGCAAACACAGUAUGUCUUUCCACUUGCACAAUACUCUGAGGAAGGAGUUCUUCGCCAGCUACCUGUACCUCCUGGAGCAGAUUCCUCUGGUAAAACUCUAUGCAGUGACUUGUGAGUACAUUAAAGGGGAGAAGCAGUUUUACUACAGGGCACAGAACUUCUACAAGGACGUCCCGGCGUCAGAGGAGGGCAUGAUGGGAGAUUUUGUGGAGAUAUCAGAGAUUGACCUUGAAGGCUCAAGACAGUUCCUGAAGAAGUUUGUUGGUCCAGGAAAGGCUGGCACCAAGCGAGCGCUAGACUGUGGCUGUGGAAUCGGGAGAGUUUCUAAAGGAGUUCUGUUUCCUGUGUUUGAAACCAUGGAAAUGCUUGACAUGAUGGAAGAUUUCAUCCUCCAUGCUCAUGAGUGUUACCUCGGAGAUGAUGCAGACCGGGUGGAGGCUUACUACCUUUACAAUCUGCAGGAAUUCAUCCCCGCUACAAAAAGAUACGACGUCAUCUGGAUGCAGUGGAUUGCCUGUCAUCUUACUGAUAAGGACCUGAUGGAGUUUUUAAUGCGUGCUAAGGAGAGCUUGAGGCCCAACGGUGUGAUUAUCAUUAAGGAUAACAUGGCACGACAGGGCUGCAAGCUGGACCCGAUUGACAGCAGCAUCAUUCGCCACCUGGACAUCAUGAAGUCCAUCAUUCAGAAAGCAGGCCUCACCAUACUGGACGUCGAAAAGCAGGAAGGCUUUCCUGAGGUCAUCGUGCCUGUAUGGAUGAUCGCCAUGCGCUAAAUGAAAGACGUGGGUUAGAAGCAGAGAACGUUUUUGGAUGGAUGUGUUGUAGAUGCACUUAUGUAUAGUAUUUAUUAUAAAUGCAUAGUAUGUUUUAUUCCAUUUACCAGCUAAUAUGUCAGAAUGUAGUAAUUUCAAUUUACUAACAUCUCUUUUUUCAAAGUUUUUUUUCCCCCAGCAGCUUUAGACUGCUGUAUGUUUACCCAUUUAAGAUCAUGUAGAAGAGUAAACAUGUUUUUUUGGCUUUGACAGAAAUCUUUAGUGUAGAUUUUGUAAAAUAUAAUUUCCAUUUUUGUUGAAAUGGAACAGAUAGGUGUAUAUAAUUGCAGUAUUUUGUACGUUUACUGUAGUAAAGUAAAACUAAUUAUUAUUUUUUUUACAAAAAAAAAUGCUUUUGUUUAUGUCUAUGUAUUUUUUGUGAUUUACAGUACAGAAAUGUUAAUUAUUCUAAGUAAUAAUUAAAAAUUUUUUAGGGACAUUUCUUUUAUUACAACAAAGCAUAACAAUAAAUAUAUAAGUCAUUGAACUACA
Ctenopharyngodon idella (grass carp) is the source of this 2761-nucleotide messenger RNA. RefSeq names its product N-terminal Xaa-Pro-Lys N-methyltransferase (gene ntmt2). Gene Ontology annotation, molecular function: N-terminal protein N-methyltransferase activity. Gene Ontology annotation, cellular component: cytoplasm. The transcript is spliced from 4 exons. Bases 1376 to 2230 code for a protein of 284 amino acids. The record is from RefSeq and is a predicted model, not a curated record. NCBI's taxonomy places the organism in Eukaryota, Metazoa, Chordata, Actinopteri, Cypriniformes, Xenocyprididae. Gene Ontology annotation, biological process: N-terminal protein amino acid methylation.